Molecule: messenger RNA, 7518 nt
Organism: Eimeria maxima
Lineage: Eukaryota; Apicomplexa; Conoidasida; Eucoccidiorida; Eimeriidae
Exons: 6
Coding region: 1-7518 (2505 amino acids)
Source: RefSeq, a predicted model, not a curated record
AUGGGGGGGACCCCCGACUCUCUUUCUUCUCCUAGUUUGGCCACCAGUGCACACCUGGGGGCCCCCCGCUGGGAGGGUCCCAAUGUGCAUACAGAAGGAGCAAAUAUCCCUGUGGGGCCCCUGGGGCCCCCUGAGAGCAGCCAUGGGGCCCCAUCAGUACCAGAGUGCCCCGCAGCCACACAGGCGUCCGACGAAGCAACAGCAGCAACAGCAACAGCAGCAGCAGCAGCAGCAGCAGGAAGUGCAGCACAAGGAUGCACGCAUUCUUAUAAGGAGAAAGGUACUUUUGCUGCCUCUGCUUCCUGUGAUAGUCCCCCUACUUGUGCAUCUAGUAAUGGGGGCCCCCAUCCUCUUAAUACCCUUGAGGAAUGCUGCUUGGAUAGGGGCCCCCGAGGCGCUGCAGUAGCAGCUCCAGCAGCAGCUGCAGCAGCUGCAGCAACAGGAUCAGGAGCAGCAACAACAAGACCAACAGCAGCACUUGCAGAACCUGCGGCAGCAGCAGAAGUAGCAGCUAAUGCAGCAGCAGAAGCAGCAGCUAAUGCAGCAGCUAAUGCAGCAGCAGAAGCAGCAGCUAGUGCAGCAGCAGCUGCCGACCCUGGGGGCCCCCAACGGUGCAAGAGGCCCAUUGGUUAUGUCGAGGGAAGAAGGUCUAGCGCCAGCAGCAGCAGCAGCAGUAGCAGCAGCAGCGGCAGCAGCAGCAACCGUUGCAGAAGGCAGAAAGGAGACACAGCAGCAGCAGCAGGACGUCCUUGGUGUCGAUACACCUGGACCUUCGCGCAGCACUUUAGGGACCCUGAGCUGCUGCUGCUGCAUGCAGCAGCAUUUGCUGCAGCAAGAAAACGUAAGGAGACAAUUUAUAAGAAUAAUAGGCAACAAGGAGACACUAUAGAUACCAGUGAGCAGCAGCAGCAGCAGCAACAGCAACAGCAGCAGCAGCAACAGGAGCAACAGGAGCAGGACCACGACCAGCAGCAUCAAGACCAACAGCAAGAGCAGCAGCAUCCAGACAAACAGGAGCAACAGCAGCAGCAACAGCUGCAGCAACAGCAGCAACAGCAGCAACAGCAGCAGCAGCAACAGCAGCAAACAAAUACUACCCUUAAUCUAUUACGUAUACCUUUACGUAUUAUACAUAAUACUGCGGUGUAUGUACACCCCAAUAAUAAUGAUGAUUCUUCUCCUCAUCAUCUCUAUUAUGCAAUUGAAUAUGAUACUGAUGAAGGGGGCCCCCUGGGGGCCCCCAAAGAGGGGGGCCCCCAGGGGGGCCCCCCUGCUGAUAAAGAAUCGUUGAUGGCAGCAAGAGAACUUCUUGUAUGGCAAUCCGAACAACUUGGAUUUACAGAGGAGACAAAGGAGACAGCACGGCUGCCGCUGCUGCUGCUGCGGGGGCCCCUCAAGGAAGGGGACGAUUGGCCUGUUGCUGUAUUAGACCCUCAGGGGCCCCCUAUACCUAAGGAACAUACGGUGCCCAUUGUAUUGGAGCACGUAGGUGGUGCAGUAGAGCGUGUGGGGUGUACAGACACCUCAGAGUGUUUAUCUUUUCCUCUUCCUCUCCUCCAAUGGGGUACAGAGGGGGGGCCCCCCAAUAUAAUUGAGGGGGGGGCCCCUUCAUUAUCCGGUGGGACCCCCCUCCCUGCUGCUGCUGCAGAGGGGCCCCCCUGGCAGCUAGUCUGUUCGCAACUAUGUACUGCAGCAGCAUUCGUAUUAGAUAUAGAUAUACCCUUGCUGCUGGAGGCCCCUGGGGCCUCCAUAUUCAAGGCCAAUUGCCAAUUCUGCUUGCUGCAGGAUCUUAUGCAUGCUGCUGCUGGGGGCCCCCUUCUGUACCCUGAGGGCCGCACGACGUCUAUUAUUCUGCCGGAGUUUAGGGAAGAAUCAGCAGCAGCAGCAGCAGAGAUAGCAGCAACAGCAGCAACAGCAGAAGCAGCAGGAGAAACAGAAACAGCAGCAACAGCAGCAGCAGCAGCAACAGCAGCAACAGCAGCAACAGCAGCAACAGCAGCAGCAGCACAGCCAACAAGUGCUGCUGCUGAUGACAACUCAGGAACACAGCAGCAAGACGAGUAUACUGACCUGCAGCAGCAGCAGCAUUCGCAGAAGCAACCGCAACAGCAGCAGCAGCAGCAACAGCAGCAGCAGCAGCAGCAGCAAGAGCAGCAGCAGCAGCAGCAGCAAGAGCAGCAGCUGCGCUCCCGUGUUGUUGCUGCUUGGUUAUCAUGGAAGGAAGCCCAUGAGAGACACAAGCAGCUGUGGAGACACCUCAAGCCUUGCAUGCAGUGCAGCAGAGACAGGACCCUUGCAGGUAGAGGGGGCCCCCUAUGGGGGCCCCUCCAAGGGGCCCCCAUAGGGGGGCCCCUAGGUGGGCCCCAAGGGGGACCCCGAGACCCUGUAGGAUAUUCAAUAGAAGCAGCCUUCUUCUGCCGUCUUGUUUACCUGCAUACAGGGCCCCCUGCUGAAUACACCACAGGGGAAGGAGAAGCACCAGACCCUGUUGCUGCUGCUGCUGCUGCAGCAGCAGCAGCAGAAAGUGCGCUGCUGCUGCAGCAGGAGAGCGGUGAGUGUUGGGAAUUCGAUGACUGGCCUCCGCAGCAGCAGAAGGGGGCCCCCGCUUCAGGAGCAGCAGCAGCAGCAGCAGCAGCAGCAGCAGCAGCAGCAGCACAAAGUAAGGAGACCGGUGUCCUUAAAACAAAUCGUAGUACCCUCGGGGCCUCCCUGGGAAAGAGACGUUCCUGCAGCAGCAGCAACAGCAGCAGCAGCAGCAGGGGCCCCCUGCUGCUGCUGCAGGAAGAAUAUUCCAACAUAAGACCUAAAGGGAUUACAGCAGGGGAGGUAGCGGGGGCCCUACGAGGGGCCCUAGGCUUGCUGCCAUCUAACAGUACCCAACAGCAGCAGGAGGAGGAGCAGCAGCAGCAGAAGCAGCAGCAGCAGCAGCAGCUGGAUACAAUUAAGUAUAUGCUGCGUUGGUGUCUCCAAGUGCUGCAGCAGCUGCAUAAGGAAGAGAGGGCCCUUAAUACUAUCUCCUGUCUCCUUAUUAAUAAUGAUAAUAUUAGGGAGGGGCCCCCGCCUGCUGCUGCUGCUGCUGCUGCUCCUGCUGCUCCUCCUGCUUCUGCUCCUGUUGCUGCUCCUGCCUGGGCACACUCACAAGAUAUAGGCAGGGAAGGACUGGAUACCUAUGCAGGGGUGCCACAAGGGCCCCGUAUACAAGAGCCGCUCUAUCCUGCUGCUGCUGCUGCUGCUGCUGUUGCUGCUGCUCCUAUUAGCAGCAGCAGCAGCUACAGCAGCAGCAGCACUGGUUUCCUGUUUCCAGGUCCCCUCAUGUAUCAAGGAAUAGCAGCACAAGGGGGUACUACCGUCCCUCAAGGGGGCCCCCUCGGGGCCCCCCUGCAGGAUGGGGGCCCACAAGGGGCCCCCUUGAUUGAUGGGGGCCCCCCACGAGGUACUGUGAGCGACAGCAGCAGCAGCUCAAUGGCAUUGUCUUCUAUCUCCUCUGAAUGCAGCAGUCCUGCGGGCCCCCUGUGGGAGUCUGUGAAGGGGGGCCCCCCCCUAGCGAACACUGCUGCUGCAGGGGGGCCCCCUCGUGGUGCCCUUAACAGUACUAGGCUGCAGCAAGAAGAAGCAAGAGAAGAAAGAGGGGAUAACAUGGGGGGGCCCCCUACCCAAUUAACAACAAGGAUAAGAGGGGACCAGGGGCCCCUCCCUAACAAAAGGAAGAGAAGGGGAGGCCCCUGUGAAGGUGCCCCUAGCACUGUUUCUGCUGCAGCAGCAGCAGCAGCAGCAGCAGUAGCAACCCGCGGACAGCGCUACAACAGCAGCAACAACAGCAGCAGCAGCAGCAGCAACAGCAGCAGCAACAGCAGCAGCAGCAGCAGCAUUGUUGCAGAUAGAGACAGGAGCCUAGCAGCAAAGGCAAGAGAAAUGCAUCCAGGUAUUAAGGGAAUCUAUUGGCUUAAUGGAGGAUGGGUUGCAUGCUUCCGUGGUCGUCGUGUGUCCUCAUUAGGGGGGCCCCCUAGCAGGUUAGAUAGGAAUGCAAUAAGAAAGGAAUUCCCUGUUAAGGGAGAGGAGGAGCUAGCUACUCAGCUAGCUGCUGCUUGUGAGUUUAUUGAGCAGCAGCAGCAGCAGCAGCAGCAGCAAGAACUGCAACAGCAGCAGCAACAGCAACUGCAGCAACUGCAGCAACAGCAGCUACUGCAGCAGCAGCAGCAGCAGCAGCAGCAGCAGCAGCAAGAUCAAGGGCAUCUUAGCUUCAGCGAAGACAGUACAAGUCCUCAGGGGGCCCCUGUAGAUGGUAUAGUACGUCGGAGCACGGGGGCCCCCUCUACAGACCAUCAAGGCAUACUAUCUGUGGGGGGCCCCCCACCGUCUGGGGGCCCCCAGAUAGAAGAGGGUACUAGUAUAGAUAUGCAGGUACAGGCCCUCAAGCCUUUUGCCUAUCCUUGUAUAUCAUGGAGUAGGGUUAAGAAAUGUUUUUGUCUACGUAUCUUCCAAUUACCUCAUUCUCCUUCUCCCUUGGGGGCCCCCAAGUACCCUGGGGGGCCCCCUAUGGGGGCCUCAGGGGGCCCAGGGGGCCAAGGGGGACCCCAGACAGACCCAGGGGCCCCCAGAGGGGCCCCCAGAAAAAGAAGAGGUAAACUACUAUACAGCAAAACAUUCAGUAUUAAGACUUAUGGGGGCCCCCAGGGGGCCCUUGCUGCAACAUAUAAGGCAGCAAAAGCAGUAGGGUACGAACCCUUAAGACCCUUAGAUGGGGACCCCUUAAUUGAGGGGGGCCCCCCAACAGUUGGGGCCCCCAACACAGACAUCUUGGGGGCCCCAGCAAGAGAGGCUCUGGAAGGUCCCCCUGGGGGCCCCUCUGAGGGGCCCCUGCAAGCUGGUACCCAUGUCGAGAGGGAUGGGGGCCCCCACUGCCUACCCUUUGACGAAGAAAGGGCCCCUGGAGGGCCCCUGAACUCAGAGGGAGCCAUGUUUGCUGGGGGGCCCCAAGGAGAAGCAGGGUACGGCCAUGAGGAGACAGCAGCAGCAGCUGCUGCUGCUGCAGACGACAACUCAUCAAUGGGGGCCCCUAAGCGUGAAUGUGCAGAAGGGGACACCGAGGGGCCCCCGACUGAAGAUGGUACUGAAGAGGGUACUGCGGUACAAACAAGGAUGCAGACAGAAGAGGAGGGCAGGGGGCCCCCCCUUCAGCAGCAAGUGAUGGGGGGCCCCCUAUACCAUGGUGCCCUUCCAACAGCCACUCCCUGCAGCAACAAAGAAGGGACUUCCUUGGGGGGCCCCCCUGACAAUAGGGUAGUUGAGGGGGGGGCCCCAAUCCCUCAUAUACCCGAGCAGCUGUACCCUUCUGUCCCCUACGGAACAGCAGCAGAAGGGGCCCCUAGUUCAGCCGCUGAUGCUGCUGCUGUUCCUACAACUACAACAGCAGACGGACCAGCAGCAGCAGCAGCAGCAGCAGCAGCAGCAGGGAGCGUUGAGCAUAAGGGGCCCCUCUUUGCUUCUGGGGGACCCUGGGGGCCCCCUCUCAGCGACAAGGAGGAGGAGAUGGGGGGGCCCCCAGCCUUGCCUGAGGAGGCCCCCUCUAAGUACGAUUCAGUGGACCCAUGGCGUCCCUGUGAACCCUCUCCUGAGGGCCCCAGGGGCCCCCCGCAGCAGCAGCAGCACCAACAGCAGCAGCAGCAGCAGCCGAUGUACCAGGGGGCCCAUCGCGGUGCCUGGAGGGGGGCCCCCAGGGGAAGCAGCAGUAUGAGGUCCCUAGAACAGCAGCAAAGGGACAGAUGGGCGGGGGCCCCUUCAUCCAACAUAGGCAACAGGGACCCAAGGGGCCCUUGGGGGCCCCCCAGGGACAGGGAGGGGGCCUCCAGAAGCAGGGGGCCCCACAGGGAAAAUAGUGAGGCCCCUCGUUCCUUGGAUGCAGCAGCAAGAUCCAACAGCAGCAGCAACAACCAGCAGCCAAAGCAUCUGCAGCAGCAGCAGCCGCAGCAGCAGCAACAAAGGGAAAUGCCCCAUUAUAAGGAUGAAGGGACAGCAGCUCGCUGGCAGCAGGGGCCCCCAAGGAAAGGGCCCCCGUACCCUUCUCUUAGGGGGCCCCCCAGGGGUACACCCGUAAGGAGACAGAGGGACUUCUCUCCCCAUCGUCUGCGGCCAAGGGCCUACAGGCGCAGCAGCAGCAGCAGCAACAGACGCAGCAGCAACAGCAGUAGCAUCUACAGGACAAGGAACAGGAAGUUCCGCAAGAGUAGCCCCAUCAGCAGCAGCAGCAGCAGCAAGGGGCCAAGACAGCAGCAGGGGAGACAGACUGCAGCAAGGACAAUGUACAGCAGCAGCAGCAGGCGCAGCAGCAGCAGGACCCGCAGAAGGCGCAGCAGCAGCAAUAACAACAACAACAACAACUGCAGCAGCAGCAGCAGAGCAGAAAGACUUAGACGAACUGCAGCAAGCGCGAGGAGGAGAUGGCCCCGCAGCAGCAGCAACAGCAACAGCAGCAGCAACAAACGCAGCAACAGCAGCAGCAGCAAAAGCAGCAGCAAAUACAAAUCCUUGUCUUACCAGCGAAGACAUACGCUAGCCCGCAAGCGCCCCCCACCCACACCAAUGCAGCAACAGCAGCAGCAGCAGCAGCAACCGCAGCAGCAGCAGCAGCAGCAGCAGCAGCAGCAGCAGAAGCACCGGCUGCGGCGCUGCAGCCCAGAGACAGCGAGGUCCUCACAGUGGGAAUACCGUGGUACGCACUGCAGCAGCAGCAGCAGCAGGAACACCAGCAGCAGGAACAGCAGCAGCAGCAGCAGCUGGCAGCAGCGUCAACAGCAGCAACAGCAGCAACAGCAAGAGCAGCAGCAGCCACGCGAGCGCAUGCAGCGUAAAAUAACCCCAUGGGAGCUGGGGGGCCCCCAAUGGAGGGACAGAGGCCCCCCAAGGGGACAGGAGCAAGGAGGGGUAAAUAUCGAUGGCAGUAGCAGCAACAGCAACAAACGUAACAGGGGAAGAGGCAGGCGCAGCAGCAGCACCAGCAACAGCAGCAGACGCAGCAGCAGCAGCAGUAGGGGACGCAGAGAGAGGAGUACCUUCCGCGAGCGAAGGAGAGAGAUAGAUGCAGCUGUUAAUGACGCAGCAGCAGCAGCAACAGCUGCUGCUGCUGCUGCUGCUGCUGCUGCAGAAAAGCGCAUCGACAGCAUCCAGUCAUUCGAACAGCAGCAGCAGCAACAGCAGCAGCAACAGCAGCAGCAGCAGCAGCAGCAGCAGCAGUUACCCUUAGAUCUGUCCGAUGAAAGGGGACACUUUGCUCCUUAUAAGAGGAGACAAUUGUCUCCUCCCUUAAUACAAGAGGAAACGCAUGCAGGGGGCCCCCUGUCUCCUUAUGGGGGGCCCCAAGGGUACAGGGGGGCCCCCACUGGUGCCCCAAUGAGGGGCCCCAUGGGGCCCCCACCUACACUAGAGGCAGCAUUCGCUAGCAGCACGAAGGUGCAGCAACGCAGCAAAAAAAUAAGUGUAUCCUUAAGAGGAGACAGUAUAAGGAAUAAGGACGCAAGGUAG